This is a messenger RNA of Arctia plantaginis, 360 nucleotides long. The record is from the annotation of a GenBank genome assembly. NCBI's taxonomy places the organism in Eukaryota, Metazoa, Arthropoda, Insecta, Lepidoptera, Erebidae.
AUGAGCCCAAGCCACAACUUUGAAGAAAUGUACUUAGUGUUAUAUGGUGCAAGUGCAACCAAUAAAUACCAUGGUGCCAAGUAUGAUGUCAUAAAACGUUGGUUCGAAGAAUGUAAAAUAAUAGAUAACGUAGCUGUCACGGAGAGAUUUUUUGAAAUAACCUACAGCAGAGUGAGGGUUAAUAAAGAAGAUUUGACCCAAUCACAGUUUGUGAUUUUUCUUUGUCUUUUGGCAAGAGAAGCACGUAAAGACAUUGAUGAGUUUUUUACAAAGUUUCACUGUAUUAAGGAUAUGAUUAUUGAAGAGAUAAGACGGAAUCCUCGCUGUGACAGUAAUAAAAAAUCAGAAUACAACACUUGA